AUGAAGGUGCUAUGUGUGGCGGAAAAACCGAGCGUCGCCAAAGCUGUCUGCAACAUCCUCGGCGGAGGAUUUACUACUAGACACACAGCCAACAAGUUUGUUAAAAACUAUGACUUUCAGUAUGACUUUCCUGGCUGGGGAAGGUGCGAUUGCACCAUGACUUCGGUUCUAGGACAUCUGACAGACUCGGAAUUCGUCAGCGAAGAUGCGCGGAAGUUUGGUUACAAUGCCGCCAGACUCUUCACUGAGCCCAUUACCACCCAGGUGAAGGCUGACAUGAGAAAGUGUGCUGACAAUAUCGUCAAGGAAGCGCGACACGCACGCAAGCUACUCAUUUGGACGGAUUGCGAUCGAGAAGGAGAGUACAUUGGAUGGGAAAUCGUGCAGGAGGCGAUCAAAGGGAACCCCAACAUCGAAGUCAAGCGGGCCAUCUUCUCUGAUCUGGAAAAGACCCAUGUCCACCAAGCGGCUCGAAGUCUACGGGAAUUGGAUAUGAAUGCAGUCAACGCGGUAGCCGCCCGGAUGGAGAUUGAUUACAGAACGGGAUUUGCGUUCACUCGACUGCAAACCCUGCACAUCCAAAGGAAGUUUGCGCAGCUGAGCAAAUCUGUCAUUUCAUACGGAUCAUGUCAGUUUCCCACGCUGGGAUUCAUCGUCGACCGGUAUCUUGCCCGCGAAAAUUUUGUGCCGGAACCUUUUUGGUACAUGACGCUGAAAUGCAAGGUAGGAAGGAAGCAGAUGGCUCUGACAUCGAAGAGAGGACACAUAUUUGACAGAGCGUCUGCCGUGGCCCUAUACGCCCGUGUCUGUGAGUCAGGAGUCCUUCCGAAAGUAACAAACUUGAGUUCAAGACCGACUUCGAAAUACCGACCUCUGCCUCUGACAACGGUUGAGCUGCUCAAGCUCGGAUCUAAGUCACUCAAGCUGCCAUCUAAGACAGUUCUCAAACUGGCCGAAGAGCUGUAUCAACAGUCGUUCAUCUCGUACCCGCGUACAGAAACAGAUCAGUUUAGCAACGACAUAGAUCUCAUGCCGUUGCUGGCUAAACAGAAGAACAGUCCAACAUGGGGAGAUUAUGCAAGUACUCUGGUAGACGGAGAUGCAUUUAGUCCACCUAGAUGGGGUCGUCACAACGAUAAAGCGCAUCCCCCAAUCCACCCUAUCGCUCACUGUGCUAAUUUCAAGUCCAACGAUCACAAAAGGGUGUAUGAGCUGAUUGCUCGACAUUUCAUGGCAUGUUGUUCCAAAGAUGCCAAGGGUCAACAGAGUAAUGUGGACGUGGAUUGGUAUGGCGAGCAGUUCUCAGCCACUGGCCUAGUCAUUCUCGAAACCAACUUCCUCGACAUCUAUCCCUAUGUCAAGUGGACGGGAUCAGGGGAGCUUCCUGCGGGACUUGAAGUCGGCAAAGAACUACCAAUUGUUGAGAGUAUGCUGGCAGAGGGAACUACCACGCCCCCGAGUCUUCUCACUGAACCUGAACUGCUGUCGCUGAUGGACAUGAAUGGAAUUGGUACCGAUGCCACUAUGGCAGAACAUAUCAGUACAGUCGUCAACCGUGAAUACAUUCUCCGGUGCAACGCACAGGGCCGUCCAGUACAGGGCCGAGCCAAAGCCGAAUACUUCACUCCUUCUCCUCUAGGGCAGGCAUUGGUGGAGGGCUACGAUUCUAUUGGUCUGGAUCGGUCACUCACAAAACCGUUCAUUCGUCGAGAUCUCGAAUCCCAGCUUGGCCAAGUAGCCAAGGGCGAAGCAUCAAAGGACGCAGUGGUAGAGUCAGCUCUGAUCGCGUUCAAAGACAUGUUUGAUUUGACCAAGACCGAGAUUGUGAAACUGGAGAGGGCGAUUCGACAGAGAGUUGCGUAG
Messenger RNA from Yarrowia lipolytica CLIB122, 1863 nucleotides. RefSeq lists its product as uncharacterized. The record is from RefSeq and is a predicted model, not a curated record. Gene Ontology annotation, cellular component: nucleus. Gene Ontology annotation, biological process: DNA topological change. NCBI's taxonomy places the organism in Eukaryota, Fungi, Ascomycota, Dipodascomycetes, Dipodascales. Gene Ontology annotation, molecular function: DNA binding; DNA topoisomerase type I (single strand cut, ATP-independent) activity.